AUGGGACUUCAGAGAGAGGACGUGUGCCUGCAGGUUGAGAACAUCAUCUGGUCCUCCCACAUAAGGCUUGCCACUGUGAUGCCAGGGGGAAAGGGACAUCCGGCUACCAUCAUGGUGACCAACCCUCGCUAUGAGGGCUGAGUGAGCUUCCUGGAGCCCACCUACUCCCUGCACAUCAGCAAUCUGAGCUGGGAGGAUUCGGGGCCUUACCAAGCUCAAGUCAACCUGAGGAAGUCCCAGAUCUCCACCAUGCAGCACUACAAUCUUCAUGUGUACCGAUGGCUGUCACAGCCUCACAUGACUGUGAACUUUGAGAUCUCUGGGGAAGAAGGUUGUAAUAUGUCCUUGACAUGAUCCGUAGGGAAGGCAGGCCUGGAUGUGACCUACUGCUGGAUAUCCUGGGAGGACGGCACUGACACGGCCCACGAAGGCUCUGUCCUCAGCACGUCCUGGAGGCCCGGGGACAAGGCCGUCUCCUACACAUGCCGGGCAAACAGCCCCAUCAGCGACAUCAGUUCCUGUCUCAUCCCUGCUGGGCCCUUCUGUGCAGAUCUUGGCUACCCUUCGGAGAAGUCCUCCACUUCCUUCUGUCUCCUGGCCAAGGCAUUGCUCAUCCUCUUGCUUUUUGUAAUUCUUGCUGUGGGGCUCUGGCUCAUCCGAGUCCAGACAAGAUGCAAAAUGCCAAGAAUGAAGAAACUCAGGAGAAACAGAAUGAGACUGAGAAAGAAAGGGAAGCCUGGCCCCAGCCUGGUCUGAUGGCCCCCUGGGGACCCCUGUCCUGAGCAUUGUUUCUUCCCAGCCCCAAGGGAGACCUUCUUCUCCUUCCCAGACUCAUCGCUUCCCAGGGGGCCAAGGGGUGGGUGUCCCAAGGGCCAUGCUCCCCGAGGGAAGAUUGUCUGGCAGUAAAGUCAAAUUAGGUGACCUGACUUGGGAGGAGCUAUUUGGUCCUUCACUGGGUGACUCUGGCAAAACCUGCUUUCCUGCCUUUUCUUCCAUUCCAGUUGCACUCUUCCAACCCCACGUGCUUCCCACACCUGCCUUUGGGAAGGAAAGUGAGU
Balaenoptera musculus (blue whale) is the source of this 1058-nucleotide messenger RNA. It is a transcript of the gene SLAMF9, whose product is annotated as SLAM family member 9. Gene Ontology annotation, biological process: T cell activation. The record is from RefSeq and is a predicted model, not a curated record. Gene Ontology annotation, cellular component: external side of plasma membrane. NCBI's taxonomy places the organism in Eukaryota, Metazoa, Chordata, Mammalia, Artiodactyla, Balaenopteridae.